AUGUCUUCGACAAGGUGUUGGUCAACGUAUUACAAUAACGCUUACACUGUUAAAAACAGUAUAAAUACGAGAAUGAAGGAAGUUGACAAACUCCAUGUAUUCUUUGGCCUACACGAGCUAAAUACUGUGAAAUUUUACAAAGCAGUUGUCUGCGAAUUCCUGGCCACCGCCCUAUUAAUUGUGUUCGUUUGUGGCGCUGCCGUUACUAUGGACUCAGGAAGGUCCCUGAGUAUCUACACUGGAGCCUUCAACGGGGCCAUGGCUGUAGCCUACAUUGUGUGGACAUUCAACCACGUCAGCGGCGCCCAUAUCAACCCAGCUGUCACCCUAAGCUUUUUUGUUACGGGUCACGUGUCAGUUACAAAGACAGUGGCCUAUAUCAUAGCCCAGUGUGGUGGGUCGGUGGCAGGCGCAGCUCUGACCUGGGUCCUGGUUCCUAGAGCCUGGCGGGGAAAUCUGGCAAGCACGACUUUCUCUGAUGAAAUCACUUUAGCACAGGGAUUUGCCGUGGAAGCCAUUAGCACUUUCACUAUGAUUUUGGGCAUCUUCGCUUCCAGCGACCAGUACCGUACUGACCACGCCGGGUCGUUACCACUGACCGUUGGUCUGAUUGUGUACACUCAAGUCGCCUGGGCAGGCCACCUGACUGGGUGCAGCAUGAACCCCGCCCGAACCCUGGGUCCUGCAGUCAUGGCCGGUACCUGGGACAAUCACUGGGUGUACUGGGUGGCUCCACUUGUAGGCGCUGUAGCUGCGGGACUACUCUACCAGCACGUUCUGGCAGAGUCCCCUAAGAGAGCAGAUCUGAGUAUACAGAUAGACGCCACUGUGUCAAGUACAGCUACUGCUACAGAGGACCUGAAGUUCAAUGAUGGAACAACUGGUGUAAAGAGUAACCAAAUCUUUGGCAGUGUGAAAGAAGGUUUUGACAACCCAUCUUUGCAAUUUGAUCACAAAGCAUGA
Messenger RNA from Candidula unifasciata, 963 nucleotides. NCBI's taxonomy places the organism in Eukaryota, Metazoa, Mollusca, Gastropoda, Stylommatophora, Geomitridae. The record is from the annotation of a GenBank genome assembly.